Molecule: messenger RNA, 1845 nt
Organism: Wickerhamiella sorbophila
Lineage: Eukaryota; Fungi; Ascomycota; Dipodascomycetes; Dipodascales; Trichomonascaceae
Exons: 1
Coding region: 1-1845 (614 amino acids)
Source: RefSeq, a predicted model, not a curated record
AUGGUCGUAGCGCGCACGGUAAUUUCUCUGCACCUGGCAUCUCUUGCCCUUGGCCUCGCCAUUCCACCUAGCUUGCCUAACGCUCUCACGAAUAUCACCGCAAACUGUCAAAAGGAUGGUAGUCGCAAUGCUUGCUCAGUAUUCAUUACUGACGCAUUGAACACUUGUCACCCUAGUGAUAUGGCUUGCGUUUGUUCGCAAUUUGCAAGUAUAGUCGACUACUGCGGCACUACUUGCAACUACGACCCUGGCUCCCUUGAUACUUCGAAAGAAUUCAUGAAUCAAGAGUGCGCCAAAGUCGAGUGGAAGAAGCCCCCUCUGCAGGCAGCUGGAGUUUUAGAUCGUGUCUUAGGCCACGCGCGCAAGCACAAUGACGAUGAAACCGACAGCGAGUAUGACGACGAAGACCACAGCACCUGCAAUAAUGGUGACGAUUCUGAUCCUGGGACAAAUUGGCAGGCAUACGGCAAGCGUAGCCUCAUUGAGGAUAGUGCUCAUGAAAUUGCUCUUGCUGAUGGAAGUGACGUCAACGUUGGGGACUCUAUCUCUUUGCGUGAUCGCCUCCUCAUUCAUGGAGUUCAGGGAAGUGACGGCGCUCAUCUGGUUAUAAAGCCUGACCACUAUGAGAAUGGUAUCUUACGGCGUGAUAGUUCUGAAACUGAAACUGAAAAUAACGAAGAAGAACAGGCAACUUCUGCAGAGCAAUGCGAUUAUGACGAUGCUCGGAAACAAAUUGCCCAAGAGAUUGUCCACGCAGCUGAUAGUGCUUUCGCAAAUGCCCCGAAGAAAACCAUUGAAAAUUUCUUAGAAAACGUUCUAACAGGUAUUUCACGCACUCGUAACUCUCGUAAACGCCCACAGCGGGUCGCAGACCAUUCAGAGCCAAUUGAUAACGAGGAAGAGCUAAGCGAACCGUCGAAUUCACACGAGGAGCAUGAUACAAGCUAUCAGAACGAUGAAGAAGAUGUUAAGAACGGCGGAGGCAGUACUGUUGUUUCACUUGUCUACGUGACUGAAAGCGCCAUGCCUUCUCACCAUGAACUACAGACUCCUUCUAUUCCUCUUCUUACCUUGCCAGCUACCACAGUAGCUAGCCUGGGAAUUUCAGAUGUCGAAGAACCAGCCUUUGAAACCUCGUCGAUCACUACUAAGGCUAUUACAUCGUCUGCUGCUACUGCUUCUGUCACUACUACUGCUACUACUGCUACUGCUUCUACCACUACUACUGCUACUACUACUGCUACUACCUCUCCCUCAAUUGUUAGUGAUAGUUCCGAUUCCUUGGUUUCAACCAACAGUGCUGUUCCACAGGAGCCUAGUUCUGUCACCACCGAAUUUGCACAGAUUUCUUCUCCCGCUGUUGAGCCCCCCUCUUUGACAAUUGCGCGUGCCUUUUCCCUAGCUGAUGAACUUGCAUUGGAGGAAGAAAUGGAUGGUCAAUCAGCUGAAGAACAACCCGAACUCGAGGUUGACGGCGAAAACGAACUCCAGCUCGCGUCCUCAUUUGCAUCAAAGUAUCUGGAGAUGUCUUCUGCUAAGUUUACCUCCAGUUUUGCUAGCGCUACCUCCGGCCUUGCUAGCAUUACCUCCGGCCUUGCCAGCGUUAACAGCUCCGUUCCUGAAGCUAAAGUUUCUGCUUGGGGCACGCCAGGGAACCAUUAUGUUGGCGAUCAUAUGCGCGCGGGUGACGGAACCGACUCCUUGUCAAAUAAUACGUCAAAUUCAACUGCCAACUCUACGUACUUCAGUGCCACUUCGCAGAAAGGCGCAAAAUCUGGUGCAGUUCUAAACUCUGUUUCAGCUCUCGCAAUAACUAUUGGCCUCUUUUUAGCAACAACUUUUUAA